Molecule: messenger RNA, 3324 nt
Organism: Phytophthora sojae
Lineage: Eukaryota; Oomycota; Peronosporomycetes; Peronosporales; Peronosporaceae
Exons: 3
Coding region: 1-3324 (1107 amino acids)
Biological process (GO): chromatin remodeling
Cellular component (GO): cytoplasm
Source: RefSeq, a predicted model, not a curated record
AUGGCGGUGGCGACGUACGUGGAGCUGUGCACGCGUCUGUCGCGCUUCGUGCAGCUACGGCCGAGUGAUGCUCAGUGCAAGGAGUUGCUGAGUGUUCUGGAUGAGCUGGUAGCGCUCUAUGAUCGUGUAGAUCGCUCCUCUCCGCCUCAGAAACUUGCAGUGGACGCGCCACUUGUGGGACUCGCGGCCAUGGACGAUUUGGUGUUGCUCUCGAUGCACAAGCUGCUAGGAUCAUUCGUGCUCAAUUCAUCCUCUCCUGCGCUACAAGAGCGCUCGUUCGUGGUGUUUGCGCGCGUUCUACGCCGUUGCAAGCCUCGGAUGCGAGGAAAUAACGCCGGACAGGUGCAACGGCGACUUGGCUUCGUGCAGAGCUGCGUGCUGUAUCUGCCGCCCCCUCCAGAGGCCAGCGACGGCGGUGAAGAUGUUCCAGGUAGUAUGAAGCUUGCUGCUCAGCCGGAGGAGCUGAGACUAGCUAUUCUGCACAGUCUUCGGGAAUUGUUGGAUGAGGAAGACCCAGAUGAGCCGAAGAAAGAAAUGCAGCUUCAAGUGGACCAACAGCACUUCUUCGCGUACGUGGUGGCGUCGCUGCUGCAUGUGGCGCAAAAGGAUCGCUGCCGUGAAGCUGCGCUGCAAGCUGUUGAAGUGCUGAGGAGUGUGUUGUUCUUCGUUCGUGACCCGCUCACGCUACGACAGUACUUGCCUGGUGUCGCUGCUGGCUUGUGGAAAAGUGCAAACGCGCCGCAACAGGCGUCGAAGGUAAUUGUCGCUGCGUUGCAAUGUCUUGAAACAGCGUUAAAGCUUUGUAUUGGUGACGAGAAUCUGCCUGGGGGUCAUGGAAGCGACAAGUGGUUGGAAACCACGGCUAUUAACCUUGAUCUACUACUCUCGCGGAUGUUUGCAGCGAGCGUAUCAGCCGUUGCUGCGGGGACUAGUACGGGUUUGCCGCGGUCUUCUUGGCGAGUCCGUUGUGCACUUGCAAACCUUUGCGGUACAGUGAUGUUGCAGUGUCGGCGUUCGCUGCGUGUAUCAUUUUUUCGGUGCUAUGAUGAACUUUUAGUCCUUCGCGGCGACGCUAUUGCCGAGGUUGCGAAGGAAGCAGAUGAUGUACUGCAAAAACUCCAAAUGUCAGCGCUGUCUCCGGAGGAACGCUUACGGCUACUACCAGAGAUGGCUGAUCGCUUCCAAAUGCUUCUAUCGACACUUGUCCUCAAGGUUGCUACGGAGCAUGAGGCAACCAAGGUGCAUUUAGUGCGCACGCUUCGAGGUUACUUGGGAUUUCUUGGAUCCAAUCUGACCCCCUACCUGGACGCGUCCAUGGAAACGAUUUACACCUCGCUCUGUCGCGUGGUGUCAUUUGCUGCACUAGACAUCGCGUUAGUGGUUCAUCAAACGCUUCCCAGCUCAGCCGAGUCCAGUCAAAGUGAUGAUAAACCCGAAGGCAGCGUCGUGGUAUCGCAAUUUCAAAAACGAUUGCGCUAUUUCAACGAGGAAGCCUCUGUUCACGAGGUAUUGAUGAUGGUGCGUGAUGUCGGCGCAGUCUCUACCCCUGCUGGGUUUAUCGACUGCGCUUUCACGUUAUUGUCCGAGACCGACACCACAGAAUCUGGCAGCGCUGAAGUCGUUCUGGUCUUAAACGAGUUUUUGCGAGCCUAUUGCCCCACUAAGGAGAGCUCAACUAUCCCGAUUCACGAACUGGAGUGUGUUGAUGUCCACCUAAUUGGACGCAUUCUGGAAGAUUUAUUGGCUCUGGAGGCAUGGGAGGAGCACAACUCGCCGUCCAAGCGUGGUUCCAGCAGAGCAUUAGUGUCUCAACGCGCGCUUAUGGUGGAAUGCGUUGGUGUGUGUGCAGAAAUUCUUGGGUCCGAGUUCAAGAUGUUUUUACUUCAUGUGCUGUACCCGUUAGUUGAGCAAUUAGGUGCUCACGAUGUCGAAGUGGAGCGCGCAGCGUUGGCUGCAUUGGAGAAGGUCUACUAUUUCGCUGGAUACGAGUCCCUCGAGGCUCUCUUUCAGGCUAACAUGGACUACUUCGUGGACGCCUUGUGUGCACGACUGGAGCAAUUAGAUUCGUAUCCGAUGACUGCAUUUGUCGUUGAGGCGCUGCUCAGGCACACUCGGCUUGCAUCAUUACCUCUGGUGGAUGAAGUGGCUUCAUCGUUGCUUCGAAGUGUGGACUUGUAUCAGGACUCGCCUUACGUUGAUGGUCUGCUGCGUGCACUGAAAAAUCUGCUGAACAUAUCAAGCUUUGCAACGGAGAAACCAUCGGCUUCUCGGUCGCUCUUGAACGAAUUCAUUCACGAGAUGAAGGUUCUGGCAAGUGGAGGCAUUGACGCCCUUGAAAUUGAACCUGACGACGAAGAAAAACCCUCUACCCCUGAAGACACUGACCAUCCAAGUGUUAACGGCGCUCUGCCCGUGGAGUAUGAUGAAAUCCAGCCUGACGAGCAGAACGAUGAAGACAAGGACGAAGACCCUACAGCAUCAGGAUAUCGUACGCUGGUCAUUGACAUCAUGGAUAGAUGCGGUUACUUCAUUGUGGAAUCCGACCCCAUUGCGUGCUGCUUGGUUCUAUCCUUGAUCGACGAGGGCGUACGAUUCCUUUCUCAGUACCGCAAGCAAUUGUUGCCACUCGUGGCGCGCAUGUGGCAGGAGUUGUUGCCUCGAUUGCGCGUAGAUAAUCGUGCUAUCGUCACCGGAACAGUCCGUGUCAUCACCACCCUCGCAGAAACUGCAGGUGACUUCGUUGGAGAUCGUUUUGUUGAGACUGUGUGGCCAAUCCUCCGGUCUCAAAUGCAAGCCAUCCACUUUGAUGCUGACAACAAGUCGUCGCAGCUCACACGCUCCAUGCUGCUGGUCACAACGCCUUCGGCUGAAAACUCAAGCGCUGGGUUGGGUGAAGAUUCGGGAACACCCAGUAAUGCUGAUCUCAAUGCUGUGAGCGGAACUCGGAAGACGCAGGAGGUUCGUCAACUGCUUGCGAUUCUAUCGUGCCUGACUGUGGUGUGUCGGCAAUCGGAGUCAGUGGCACAGCUCGUGCCCGAUAUUACGCGUACAUGCAGCAAGUAUUUGAGCCGCACAGCACCGCGGGAGGUUGUGGAGCAAACAUCAGAGCUCUUUGCAGCAUUGGUGCAGCUCAACGGUGACGAAGUGUUCUGCACUGUUGCAGCUCUAGCCGAAUGGAUGCCUCCUGCACCGCCGACGCCACGAUUCUUUAAGUAUGAACCUGAAUCUGUUCGUCGCUUCCACAGAGGGCAUUUGUCCAGUAUCAAUGGGCAUCAGUCUUGCCGAGAGAACGCUAUCGUUCUAAUCAAUCGUUUAUUCGGUUGA